UCGACUGUUUUCUUAUAUUUUUUAUCGAUUAUUUUCAUAUUAUAUCUAUUGAUACAACUUAAUAAGUUUAGAUCAUAGAAAAAUAAUAAUUAAUAUCAAAAUUUGUAUCAAAAGUGACUUGUUAAUCUGGAUUUUAUGCUUGUAGUUUAUUAUUUAAAAAAAUCUAAACCGACUAUUUAAGUUAUUCGAGUCUUCAAUCUUCAUUUCACAUCACUAGAACAUACACAAUUAUCGAAAAAGAAAAAUACAUUUUAAAAUAUUUUUUUGGAGAAUUUAUCAUAAUAGUUAAAAAAUAUAGGAUACUAAAAUUCUAAUUUGUUUUUGAAUAGUCAAAAAAGCUUGGUACAAUGGCUGGAAGUGAUAAUAGUAAACCUAAUGGAGUUGAUAAUAAUGAAGCUAAUGAUGCCCCAAAUGGUGAAGCUAUAGAAAAUGAAAAUGAACAAAGCAUACAUGAAGAAUACGAUCAAUUAGACUCAAAGUUAGAUGAACUAAACCAAGCAUUAGAUUUUAUUGAACAAAAGAAUGACGAUAUUCAUCAAAGGCUAAGGGAAUUACUUCAGGCAAACAGAGACAUAAGGAAGGAAAUUCAAAAUGAAAACAUGAACAAAUAAAAUUUUUAUUGAAAUAAAACAAAAUGUAUCCAGUAGGUGUCAACCAAUAGUAAAUUUAAAAAGUUUUUCUGUUAAUUUUCUCUACAAAUGUUUACUAUUUGUUUAAAAAUGUAUGAAUCUAAUAUUCAUCAAUAACUUAGCAAUAUUAAAAUAUAAAUGAGUUAUAAUUAAAAUAAAAU
Molecule: messenger RNA, 790 nt
Organism: Pieris rapae (cabbage white)
Lineage: Eukaryota; Metazoa; Arthropoda; Insecta; Lepidoptera; Pieridae
Product: UPF0184 protein AAEL002161
Exons: 3
Coding region: 348-611 (87 amino acids)
Source: RefSeq, a predicted model, not a curated record